Coccidioides immitis RS is the source of this 1590-nucleotide messenger RNA. RefSeq lists its product as uncharacterized. The record is from RefSeq and is a predicted model, not a curated record. Bases 586 to 1590 code for a protein of 334 amino acids. Lineage: Eukaryota; Fungi; Ascomycota; Eurotiomycetes; Onygenales; Onygenaceae. The transcript is spliced from 6 exons.
UACAAAUUGUGCUUGAUUUUACUUUGAUCCCUUGUCCACUUGUAUAGAGAAAAACAAAUUUUGUUUUGCCGUGUUACACAUGAGUUCAACUCAAGUGAUAUAAACUACUGCCUCUCCUAGUUUCCAUCAUCUCAUCAAAGUCUAUGCUGAGCUCGCUAAAGACAAGUCCGAAAGUUUUGACUGGGCUCAAUCCAGGAUAUUGCCGAGAUCCAAGCAUUUCCAGUGGUGGGACAAAGUGCUUUAAACGUGCACGAGCUCCCUCAUACAUUUUGUCUGCACGGGAGACGCCCGGCCACCUGCAACAGCAGUCUUUGCAGCAUGAUAAGUAAACAGCUGGACUUGUAGCUGGAGUUUCGAGAGCUUUCCUGGCGAGUGACUGCAGCACCCGAAGAUCUCUUGUUAGCAGCCUCGCAGGAUGUGUUGCUUCCUAUUCUGCCUAUUCUUCCAUCUUUCCGGAUUCUUAGCCAACCGGCUCCAAGUCUUACUAAAUUUACACUAUGAAGUGCAAAGCCGGGGGAUUUCGACAGCUCUUCCGCAGCCAGCCGUCCGUCGAUGGAGAUCUUAAUAUGAUACGUUGGCCGCGCUAUGGUAGGGGCUGGCAAAGGAGGGGGAAAGUCAGGUGGUUGGACCCUCAAGUAUGGCUAUAAAUACGGGCGACAGCCCACUUGGACUUUGCUUUCCAUUUCUCUUUCUUUUGCAUUCGCGGACUGUGAGACACACUAUCACAAUUCGGCCAUGGCAAUCACACGAAGCAAACAGCACGAAAAUGGAAGGCGCCUACGUUCAGGGAAGGUUGCUGUUGGCAAACCUCAUCAUGCCUCUAUUCCCAAUCGCACGCGCAAGCCUCACCAGUUCCCCACUUCACCCAACUGCUCACCUGCAGCAAAACAAGUCCGCUCUAUGUUUUCAAGUCGUGCAAAAUCUACUUCUAAAGAAAAUCCAAGUCUAAAUGGUGAACCCACACCCACUGCGGAGGAAACCUGCAAAUUUCUGUCAAAAACCCAGCUGAAAUCUAGUGCUGGGAUGUUAACAAAUCUUGAAAAUCAGCGCACUGUAUCUGGGGAUAAGUUUUCUUGCCUCAGGGGAGGCUGUGGGCGAAUCUCAGUUGGUGACAUCGCACCUGUUGCAGAAGAAACCCCACUCUGUAGGGGAGCUCUCUCUUAUGAACCACAAGCCGACAAAGUCCUGGCUGGCCAGAUACUCCUUGAUGAUGGACAAAUUGAGGAUAUAGAUUACAACAUCAACGCACGCUGGAUGAACAACUUGUGGACAGCAGAUCUUCCACCCAUUAAGGAACGGUUCUGCUCACAGCACAAAGAGUAUGAGUAUCUGUGCUCUAUUUCAGAGAAUUGUUGGGUGCACCCUAUGCAGUUUGAUGACCCUGAGGAAGCAGAGUCAACACUUGAUAAAAUGUUGGGCAAAGCAAGUGAUUCAUCCUCAGUUAAUGACUGUUCUGACAGCCUUUUAAAGCAUGUCAGUUCGGUGUUCCGGAAAGGCUCCAAUGAAUUUGGACCCUGGUAUUUUGUUGGGGUUGGGAAAUACUGGUUUAAACAAAGUUCUUUCGAUAAUCCACAGAGAUUAUAUUGCUAA